GAGACAUACACACACACACCUGUGGAAAGGGAGACCAUAAAGCACCUAACGCUGACCUCUUGAGAGCUCUUUGUGCUGUGUGAAGUCUCAAGUUAUUCAAUCCUGUGUAGUUGAGGAACAUGGCGGUCAACAAAUGUAUCAAGUACUUGUUUUUUUUAUUUAAUCUGCUCUUCUGGAUCAGUGGCUGUAUCAUACUUGGUGUCUCAAUUUACCUUAAAGUGAGCAAGGGUGCUAAUAAGAUCACGAAUAUGGCUCUUCCUGGAAUCGACCUACUCAUAGCCAUCGGGGCGAUAAUCAUGGUCCUCGGUUUCCUGGGCUGUUGUGGUGCCCUUCGAGAAAACCGCUGCUUGCUGCUUCUGUUCUUCAUUGGUCUGCUCCUGAUCUUCAUUCUCCUGCUGGCUGCAGGCAUCUUGGGUGCUUUGGAAGAAGGCAAGUCUGACUGGGUGAAGCAGGAACUGGGGAAGAUGCUCCCGCUGAGCAAACAGCCAGUUGAUGUUCAGACUGAUCUUCAGUUUCUUGAAAAGGAGGCAAAGUGCUGUGGUCUUUUGAACGGCCCCCAGGACUGGGAGGGCCAAAUCCCGCAAUCCUGUAACUGCACAGAUACAUCUGCAUCCUGUGAUACAGUCAGUGGCAGGAGAGUCUAUAACACGCCCUGUGUCACAGCUGUGAUACUCUACAUCAAGAGUCAUCUCACCAUCGCCCUGGGAAUUGCCUUCGGUUUUGCUAUACUGCUGCUCUUUGGAAUGGGUUUUGCAAUGACCCUCUACUGCCAGAUUGGCAAGAAGAAUGUUGGGGCUGCCUGAGAGGCACACUUCAACUACGUACACCUGUAGGACUACAACUUUGCACCGCCCAUCAAAAGUUAUGUAUAUAAAUGAUGUAUGACUAACUCUGCAGAUGAAAUAUGAUGAAAAUGUAAUGAUUUCCAGCAAAUAAGGUGUUUGUGGACUUGUUCUCCUUGAUGGACCAGAGAAUGAGCAUGGAGGUGAAUGGAUUUCAGCAAAGCAGUUUCUUACACUCAAUGUGCAGAACUGAACAUCUCUGGAUGGUCUCCUGUGGUUCUGGGUAUGAGCUCUCCCUGGUGUUCUGAUUUUUAGCUGAACUAGAGCAAUUGCACUGCAGUUUGAGCUCUGCAUCCUUAUUGUGUUAUAGGAAUAUGUAUUAUAAACUUUUGAAAGAAUUUUGAUUAGAAAAGUCUGCAUUGUCAUCACUUUAAGUUUAUAUUUAAAUAACCUAUUUACAAGGGUGCAGUAAAUUUCCAAGCUGGUCAUGCUCUUCAGCUUAAUUUUCUUCUGCAUAUUAUGUACUUUUAACUGCUGCCUUUAACCAUUUUGGUUGAUGUGAAAGUAAUUUUGUUUUAUUGGCUUUUGGAAAAGUACAGAAAUAAAGUAGAUUUCUUCUUUUUUGCUUUUUCCCUUAUUCCACGGGGAUUAAAAUGCAUGUAGCAGUAUGAUGGUUGAAAAAAGGUCACUUGGAUGCUUUCCCCCCUG
Scleropages formosus (Asian bonytongue) is the source of this 1490-nucleotide messenger RNA. Its product is annotated as tetraspanin-8-like. The transcript is spliced from 8 exons. Lineage: Eukaryota; Metazoa; Chordata; Actinopteri; Osteoglossiformes; Osteoglossidae. The record is from RefSeq and is a predicted model, not a curated record. Gene Ontology annotation, cellular component: plasma membrane. The coding region runs from base 120 to 803 and encodes 227 amino acids.